This is a messenger RNA of Nymphaea colorata (pocket water lily), 4171 nucleotides long. RefSeq names its product receptor protein-tyrosine kinase CEPR2. NCBI's taxonomy places the organism in Eukaryota, Viridiplantae, Streptophyta, Magnoliopsida, Nymphaeales, Nymphaeaceae. Gene Ontology annotation, biological process: protein phosphorylation. The transcript has 2 exons. Gene Ontology annotation, molecular function: ATP binding; receptor serine/threonine kinase binding; protein kinase activity. The record is from RefSeq and is a predicted model, not a curated record. The coding region runs from base 1062 to 3926 and encodes 954 amino acids.
UCCCACUGUAGUGCGGACAAAGGAGAAGGAACAGUGCGAGAGGAAAUGGCCGUCGUUUUCCAAGAGCAAAUGGCUGUUUGUAUCGUGAUGGUGAAGAAUUUGUCGGAAGACUUCAGUCUUCACGUCAGCGUGAUGAUGAUGAUGAGGCGGUCCACGACCUUUCCUGCAACAGUUUUCUUUGAUCGUCUUAGCUUUAUUAGCGCAUCAAGAAACGAGCGGAGGAAGCGCAUCCUCUUCCGUGUUCCCUCCGACAGGAGAAGACGGAAAAAACGAAAGCGAGCGAAUUGCUUGCGAUUUGCUGAUUCCAUGGAAUCCAGGACUCGCUUCCUGCAUUCCCCUGCGAGGAAUUGAAGAGUAUUUCAUGGAAGGAAUGGAAGAAUUUGAGGUACGAGCUUCAUCGGGGAAAUCCCGACGUCUCCGGAGAUCUGGGAGGCGGUAGCUGCUGUUCGUUGAAAAGACGGUUUUGAGAACAGGCUUUUGAGCAAUUUUUGGUGAAUUGGAGACGAAAAAGGAAGGGAGUUUCUCUUUCCACACGUCUUUCUUCGCUAGGAAUUUCAGAACAAAAGAGAUGCUACUUUUGACAUGCAUUACGAAAUUUUUGCAACUUCUUGUUCUGGAUUUUUCGGUUGAUAUGGAAGCUAGGGUUUUGAAGAGGUUCUUACGCAAUUUUUCUCUUAGAAGCAGUUCCUUUGGCCGGCAGAAAUUUCCUACUUUCGCUAUAAUAAUAAACCUUUGGAACUCGAACUAGAUACAAAAACAAAAAAAACAAAAAUAAUUCUGCUUCUUUUUGGAGAUUCUGUUUUUGUUCUUUUCUCGAGAUGAUUUCAAGUUAAUUACCUACUUUGCAGCAGUUUUGGAGGUGAGUUUUAGGAUUGAAAAAUUUCCAGUUUCUUCCUUUCCUGCUGUCCUUCAAAUUCAGAAAGCGCGUCGCCUCAAUGAGAACGUCGUUCAUGUGCUUUUGAAUUUUAGAAAGAGGAGAAAGGAUCAGAACAUUGAAUUUUCCAGAAAUAGAAGAAUUUCGAAGUGCAGAAAAUACUUUGACUUUUGUUUUUCAAAUUCCAAUGGCUGGAUACCGCAGCUUUCUUCGUCUUCUCGUCCCGUUUUUUCUCUUCUCUUUGACUCUUGCCGCCGCCGGGAACCCAGAGAUUUUGGCUCUGCUCCAAUUCAAGCAACAGCUGGUGGACCCGACCCGUUCCAUGUCCAGUUGGAUCGACGGCCCUUCCGGAUCCCCCUGCAAUUUCACCGGAAUUUCAUGCGACCGGAUUUCCGGCCGCGUCAUCGGAAUCUCGCUUGAGAACAGGUCUCUCUCCGGAAGUCUCUCUCCUUCAAUCUUCCGGCUUCCGAGCCUCACCGUCCUGAAUUUGGGGUCCAACUCGAUCUCUGGCCGGGUCCCGGCACAUGCCGCCAACUGCUCGUCUCUCCAAACUCUCAACCUGUCCAACAAUGCCCUCGAGGGGACGUUGCCGGACUUGUCUUCCCUCAGAGACCUUCGUUUUCUUCAUCUCGAGGGCAACUCUUUCUCCGGCGAGUUCCCCGCGUGGGUCGGGAAUUUGAUUAGCUUGACAUCUCUGAGUUUAGGAAAGAACCGCUUCAGUGCUGGACCCAUCCCGGAGAGCUUGAAGUCACUAGGUAAUCUUUCGGAUCUCUACUUGGCCUGGUGCAAUUUCACCGGCGAUUUGCCGAGAUUUAUCUACCAGCUGAAGAAUCUGGAGUCCCUCGAUCUCUCCAACAAUGCUCUCAGUGGACAAAUAUCAAGCGACGUCUCCAACUUGCGGAAACUGUAUAAGAUCGAGCUCUACAUGAAUCAUAUCAAUGGGCGACUACCACCGGAGCUGGGAAACCUCACUCUUCUCAAGGAAUUUGAUGUCUCCAACAACAUGCUCACGGGAGAACUACCUGAAGCAAUGGGCCAACUUUCAAAUAUCACCGUCUUUCAGGUACAUAACAAUUACUUAACUGGCGGGAUCCCAGUCCGCUUCGGCCAAUUCCGUCAUCUGGUCGGGUUCUCUGUUUACCGGAACGGAUUUUCCGGUGAGUUUCCUCCAGAUCUUGGGCGAUAUUCACCAUUAACUAGCAUUGACAUCUCGGAGAAUGAUUUCACUGGCAAAUUUCCGAGAUACCUCUGCCAGAAUUCCAAGUUGCAGUUCCUACCGGCCCUUAAAAAUAAGUUCACUGGCACACUACCGGAGGAGUAUGCUUACUGCAAAUCUUUGACGAGGUUCAGGGUUAGUGACAAUUUGCUGAGUGGAAGAAUUCCUGAUGGACUAUGGGGCUUACCUUCUGCCGUCAUUAUCGAUCUAUCUCGGAACAAUUUUGUGGGGGAAAUGAGUCCAGAGAUAGGACUGUCAGUCUGUUUGACAGAGCUUCUAAUUGACCAGAAUGGAUUUUCUGGUAGAUUGCCACCUGAGAUCGGCCAGCUGCUGCAACUACAAAAACUCAUCGCCAAUAACAACGGCUUUAGUGGUGCAGUGCCAUCUCAGAUUGGGGGCCUUCAGAACUUGACUUCACUGCAUUUGCAGCAGAAUUCUUUGACUGGACCAAUACCCCCUCAACUCUCGAAGUGUAGCAAGCUUUCCGUCCUCAACUUAGCAAAUAACUCCUUAACAGGACAAAUUCCACUUAGCUUCUCAGAGUUGGUGUCUCUGAACUCACUGAAUUUAUCUAGAAACAUGCUCUCCGGGUUUAUUCCUGAUAGCUUACAGUCGCUAAAACUGAGCUCAUUUGAUUUCUCGUAUAACUAUUUAUGUGGGAAAAUUCCUUCCACGCUUCUCUUGACCGCACUUACAGGCGAGGCCUUUGCCAACAAUCCUUGUCUCUGCGUUGAUAGUCAAGGUCAAAACGAGUACCAUCUGCACGUUUGUAGCCCAAGCUUUUACCACAAGCACCUUGCUGAAAAAAAAUUGCUUGUUGUCUGGGUUGUGGGAGUUAUAUUUCUACUUGUCUCUGUAGCGUUGUUAAUAUUGCGCUAUAAGAAAUUUUACCUCAUGUCCCUGGCAGAAUCAGAGUUUGAUGGUGACAAACUGGCCAAUGAGCUUAUGUGGGAGAUGAAAUGUUUUCGGCAGACCAACUUCAUUGCUAAAGAGGUCUGCAAUCUGCAGGAGAAGAAUUUGAUCGGCAGUGGUGCAAGUGGCAAAGUUUACCGCCUGGAUUUGAAGAACAGGGGAAGCGUUGCAGUAAAGCAGUUCUGGAGAAGCCCCGUGUCGGCGGAAGCUUCAGAAACAGAACUAGAGGUGCUGGGGAGAAUCAGACACAAGAACAUUAUUCAGCUUUAUGCUUGCGUUUAUGGAGGGGGACUGAACCUGCUUGUUUUUGAGUUCAUGGAGAACGGCAAUCUACGGGAUGCACUAAGCCAUGAAAGAAAGAAGGGAAGGCAGGGACUAGAUUGGCGCCUGCGAUACAAAGUGGCUACUGGAGUAGCUCGAGCAAUUGCAUACUUGCACAACGAUUGUGUGCCUGCCAUUAUUCACGGGGACAUCAAAUCGACCAACAUUUUGUUGGAUGGCACUUAUGAACCUAAGAUUGCAGAUUUCGGCACCGCCACAACCAUUGGAAGUUUAGCCGAGGAGAAUGAUUCCAAAGGUUCAGAUUUUGUCGGCACACACGGUUACAUGGCUCCUGAAUUAGCUUAUACCACGAAAGCGACAGAGAAGAUUGACAUCUACAGCUUUGGAGUCGUCUUGCUGGAGCUGGUAACUGGCCGGCAUCCAGUUGAGCCAGAAUUUGGAGAAGGUAAUGACAUCGUCUACUGGGUUUCUUCUCACAUUGCUUGUAGAGAAGAAGUUUUGAAGGUUCUGGACCCGAGGAUUUCCGCAUCUGCGGAACACAGCAUGAUGAAGAUGCUCGGGAUAGCUCUGCUAUGCACCACCACGCUUCCCUCUCUGCGUCCAACCAUCAAGGAAGUGAUGAAAAUGCUCCUUCACCCUUAAUCUUUUGGUUACCGAGUCGAAGCAUUCUGGUAAUGGCACCUAUCACAGUCUUUUCCGUAAGAAUUAACCUUAGCAGCAUAUUUAGGUUAUCUCCAGAUUGUCUUCCUGAUAUUGUUCAGUGAAUACUGUUUGCAGCCCAUCUCUUUUGCUUGCUAAUCCAUAAAUCGUAUCUGUUGUAUAUAUCUCUUUUUAUGGAGGAAAUUAGUACGCUUUAACGUAUAUAGAGAAUUACCUUUCCUUUUGUA